AACUUUAUGUUAGUGAGGAUUUCCUUAACUUAAAGAUCACUCCCGUGAUAUUAUGCUUUUGCAGUUGAAGAAAACAGCUAGAGAGAUACAAUUAUUAUUAGCAUCCUUAGGGUUGGGGUUGGGCCACUCUUAGUUUCGACAAUCAUAAUACGUUUUCCUUGUUAUGCACAUGUUGUAAUAAAAGUAUAUUCUGUGUUAUUAACUCUACGAAGAAGAGAAAAACAUAUUCUGACUUUGAAUUCUUCAAGUUUUACCUGGAAUAAGUCCAUAUAUCAUGCAAUUGAGCUAUCGUUCAUAACAAGGUUUCAGUGAUCUCCAUCUCUCUCUCCCUCUUCCGUUUUUCCUUAGAGAGAAGAUGAGAGAGAUUUUUCCAGGACUAUGGCCUUGGAUGCUUGCUAUGCUAUUGUUCAUUGUUUUUCUCACAAAAUUGUCAAGAAAUAAGAAGGUAGGGAAAAGAAAAUACAGAUUGCCGCCUGGAAGAAGAGGCUGGCCUUUAGUUGGUGAUAGCUUCAACUGGUACAAUGCUGUUGCAAGUUCUCAUCCUCCUAGGUUUGUCGAAGAACAGGUCAAAAGGUUUGGGAAGAUAUUCUCAUGCAGCCUGUUUGGUAAAUGGGCAGUGGUGUCAGCAGACCCAAGCUUCAAUCGAUUUGUAAUGCAAAACGAAGGGAAAUUAUUCCAAUCAAGCUAUCCAAAAUCAUUCAGAGAUUUGGUGGGGAAAAAUGGGGUAAUCACGGUCCAAGGAGAUCAACAAAGGAAACUACAUGCAAUUGCCUCCAAUAUGAUGCGCCUAGAUAAGCUCAUCAAAUUCCAUUUCUUGGAAGACAUUCAAAUGGUUAUGCUUCAAACUUUGGCCAAUUUCCACAACAAUCAACGCAUUUCUCUCCAGGAUGUGUGCAGAAAGGUUGCUAUCAAUCAAAUGGUUAAUCAACUCUUGGGAUUUACAAGUGAUUCAGAAGUAAAUGAGAUGGCUCAGUUGUUCUCUGACUUCGUUGAUGGCUGUCUAUCCAUUCCAAUUAACUUACCGGGUUUUGCUUAUCACACUGCCAUGACGGCAAGGGAGAAAAUAAUUGGGAAGAUAUACAACAUAAUUGAGAUGCACAGGCAAAUGCAAUUACAAGGUACAGGUGCAACACAGCAAGGUGGUAUUGGUGUUCUUGGAAGACUUGUAGAGGAAGAAAGCUUACCGGAUGAAGCUGUAGCAGACUUCAUUAUCAAUCUUCUCUUUGCCGGGAACGAAACAACUGCUAAAACCAUGCUUUUCGCCGUUUAUUUCCUCACUCACUGUCCCAAAGCAAUGAAGCAACUUAUGGAUGAACAAGAUGGGCUAAGGGGUAACAGUAAUGGAGAGGAGCUUCUUACAUGGCAAAACUACAAAGCAAUGCCUUUCACUCAAUGCGUUAUUGAUGAAACACUUCGUCUUGGGGGCAUUGCAAUUUGGCUAAUGAGAGAGGCAAAAGAAGAUGUUAAUUACCAAGAUUAUAUUAUUCCCAAAGGAUGCUUUAUAGUUCCAUUUCUUUCUGCCGUUCAUUUGGAUGAAAAUGUGUAUGAGGGAGCUCUAACAUUCAACCCUUGGAGAUGGAUGGACCCUCAAAAUGAGGAAAAGAGAAACUGGAGAAGUAGCCCAUUCUAUGCUCCCUUUGGAGGAGGUGCAAGAUUUUGUCCAGGAGCAGAGUUGGCUCGCCUUCAAAUUGCUCUAUUUCUCCAUUACUUCGUCACUACAUACAGGUGGACCCAACUUAAAGAAGAUCAGUUGUCCUUCUUUCCCUCCGCUCGAUUAGUAAAUGGCUUUCAAAUCCGCUUAACUAAAAGGCAUGAUGAAAUGCAAGAAUUAACUUGAUCAUUUUUUUUUUUUUUUUUUUUUUUGGUUCUUGUAAUUUAUCAUACACAUUUUAUAUUUGUCAAUCAUGUAUAAAUUUUUUAUUCAUAAGCUCCUAUCAUGUAAUGUAAUAUAUUGAAGCGUUUGAAAUUGUAUAGAAAUUUUAUUUGGGAUUAUUUGGAAAUUGCUGUUGAAUGAGUGUAUUUUGUUCUUUAAAUAAAAAGUAGGUUAUUAAUUCCUA
Molecule: messenger RNA, 2057 nt
Organism: Quercus robur (English oak)
Lineage: Eukaryota; Viridiplantae; Streptophyta; Magnoliopsida; Fagales; Fagaceae
Product: abietadienol/abietadienal oxidase
Exons: 10
Coding region: 356-1837 (493 amino acids)
Biological process (GO): brassinosteroid homeostasis; multicellular organism development; brassinosteroid biosynthetic process
Molecular function (GO): heme binding; monooxygenase activity; oxidoreductase activity, acting on paired donors, with incorporation or reduction of molecular oxygen
Source: RefSeq, a predicted model, not a curated record